AUGUCCAUUCUCAAGCUAUUCGGGUUCCCACUCGUCGAACACGACGGCGUUCAACCGGAAACCCCCGAAGGGGGUGGCGGCGAUAUCAACUCCGACGACGAUAGAAAGUUCCGUUGUCAAUUCUGCCGCCGAGUAUUUGCCAACUCGCAGGCCCUCGGCGGCCACCAGAAUGCCCACAAGAGAGAGCGCCAAAGGGCCAAACGCGCCCUUUAUUUCCACGCACUCCGACCGCCGCCGCUUUACACCAACAUUGGCAGUAGUGGUGGUUCUAGAAUUCUGCCUCCGAGCCGCAACGGGUACUUUACGGCGGCGUACGGCGGCGUAUCGGCGUCAUCAGGGCGGUGGAUGUUCGGAAAAAUGGAAUCUUCAGGGUGUAAAUUGGAUGGUGAAAAGGGAUUACCAAAUCAUAAUUGCGCUAUGAACUCGUCCGCCUUUGCAUCGAUCAUUUCGUCGCCUCCGUCGAUGGUGUUUUCAUCAUUGUCGAGUUCUUGAAGGUUGGGUUCAGAGGCAUGUUGUCUUGUGCAAAAAGAAGACGACAUCGACGUACAAGAAAACAAUGUCGACGAUGAAAUCGACGAGGAUGGCGAUGAUGACAAUGGUAUUGGUGACUCCUCGUAAACUUCUAUCGGUUUUGGAGCCAACGAUGUGUGGACUAUGGUCGGAGGCGAUUCGUUGUCUUGGAUGUGGAGAGGGCGAAUGGAGGCCAACAGCCGCUGCCACAAGCCUUUAUCGGAACCCAUGUCGACCGAUGCCUUUGAUUUCUUGGAUCGACGACGGAGCAUGAAGAGGGAAAGCUUGAAAAUUUGCAUGGCUCGAUUACUUUUCUUCUUGGUCUGGCCGGAGUUGGAGAUGGGUUGGGAUUUUAGGUCCAUAUAAGGUUUGGGAACGAGGGAGGAAGCGAGAAGGUGGUCGGAGGGCGCUCCGGGACCGAAGGGAAAGAAGAAGCUAACUUAGAGGAGGAGGAGGAGGAGGAGGGGUAAUGGUUAGUUUUAUAAAGAAAGGUGGCGGGCGGCCAUGGCCAUUUAUGUUUAAAUUUGGAAAGGCUUAUAUUUAGGGGAUGCAAGGUUGAUGGAGGUUAGGUCUUUGUGCCCUUAUUAUUUGGGCUAAAUUCAACCAAAACUUAGGCUUCUUUUUCCAUUAAUGUAUGUAUAGAUAAGCAAUGC
Molecule: messenger RNA, 1163 nt
Organism: Cucurbita pepo subsp. pepo (vegetable marrow)
Lineage: Eukaryota; Viridiplantae; Streptophyta; Magnoliopsida; Cucurbitales; Cucurbitaceae
Source: RefSeq, a predicted model, not a curated record